AUGUCAGCACCAUAUCAAGAUUUAGAUUUUUUCACGACAAUCGAUGAAAAUGACUUACAAAAUUUAUCGGGGAAAUCAGUUUGUUUGGCAAACGACGACGACGACGAUGAUAAAAACAUAAAUGAUUUUUGGGAUAAAGAUCCAUCACCACCGACAAACGACGAAUACGACGAAGAAGUAUUCAAAAAUGGCGGCGAUAAAGAAGAAGUAGAAGAAGAAGAAGAAGAAGAAGAAAUAAAAGUCGAAUCAACCGAAAGCGAAAGUGAUAAAAAACAAUAUACAAAUUUUCCUAAAUGCGGUUUGAAAAUUUUACAUAAAGAGGAAGAUAAUUCGAGCGAUAGAUUUUCAACCGCUCUCUGGUCGGGAAGAGAUGAAUCAACUUCGAGAUCCGUUAAUUCUUGGAACGUUUCGACAGCCGGUCCCGUUCCCUGGGACGACAGCCAAAAACCCAUCGAACGUUUACUUAAUUAUGCCGAUUUGACCUUGACAAAAGAAGAAGAAAAUGGUCUUUUGACCGACAGAAUUGUCGCCGCUUGUAGUUCUUAUUUAACGGAUUCUCCCGGGAAUAAAUGUCGCGUUGUUGCAAAAGUUUCACUUACCAAUAAAAACCUGAACGACAUAAGAGUUUUAAGUUAUCAUAGAUUUUUACAAUAUGUCGACCUAUCAUGGAACAAUUUAACGGAUUUAACACCGCUCGGUUGUAUACCUUAUCUCAUGUAUUUGGACGUGUCGCAUAAUUUAAUGGAAGAAGUUCUUCGUUUCCGGCCUCCGUUGAAUUUGACAUACGUUAAUUAUUCUUAUAAUCAAGUUUGGCAAAUAGAUAACCUUUCUGAUUUUUGGUCCCUCACUUAUUUGGAUCUUUCACAUAAUAAAAUAUCUAAAAUACAAGGAUUGCAUAAUUUAAAGUAUUUACGUUAUCUCGAUUUAUCACACAACAAAAUAGAAAGAUUUGAAAAUUUAAAUAAUUUAAGAAUAACGGAUUUAAAUCUCGAAUAUAAUUUAUUAUCGAGAUUCGAAACGGAAAUGGAUUUGGGAAUACACACGAUGCCAUAUUUAACGAAUCUUUAUUUAAAUAAUAAUUUAAUAAAAGAUUUGAAAUUUUUAAAGAACGUUCACAGUUUAAAAAAAUUAGAAUUACAAGGAAAUGACAUAACGGAUUUAUUACAAUUGACAAACAUGAAAAAAUUAAAAAAUUUACGACAGUUGGAUUUGUCUAAUAAUGACGUAAGCAAGCAAAAACCUUACAGGAAUUUAAUUUUGAGCUUUUUGAGAGAAUUAAAAUUUUUAGAUCAAACGGAAGUUAAUAUUUCGGAAAGGGUCGCUGCAUGCAAACACCAUAAAUACGACCUACAACUCGAAGCGGCGAGAAACAAUGCGAGAAUGUUACUUUUGGAACAACUUAAUGACGUCACUAUGGACAUGGACGUUUUACCAUACGAUCAAGGUCCUUAUCCGUUUGUUAUACUCGUCGGUCCAUCAGCAUCAUCUAAAAAAUCAAUCAUUUCGUCAUUGGCAGAAAAAUAUCCGGAAAAGAUUUACAUUGGAAAAUUGCACACGACUCGGAAAAUUUUAGAUGGUGAAAAACAUUUGCUCAAACACGUCAAUAGAGAAAAUUUCAAUUGUAUGAUACAAUCUGGAAAAUUUUUAAGCGUUUAUGAAAAUUUAGGACAUUUUUACGGUUUUAGUAAAAGCGAACUUGGUAAUGCCGUGGCAGAACGUAAACUUUGCCUUACCUGUAUGGACAUGGUAAGCGCUUUGACAAUUUACGGUUACGGAAUUCGUCCUUUUCUCGUACUCGUCAUACCCGAAUCUAAAGAAGAACACGUUAAACGAUUAAAACUUACCUACGGUCCUGUUAUAUCCCGUAUAGGUGCUGCUUACAUGGCACAAAGACAAUUAGUUCACAAUCACGAGAACAACAUCAAAAGAGUUGAAAACGUUUUAGAUGAAUUAAUAAGAAAAAUGUUUGAUAAAAUUUAUGGAGAAAAAUCUGAACCCUAUAAUGUUGUGGAUGAUGAUUAUGACGGACACGAUGAUAAAAUAAUGGAAAAAAAUGAUAAUCAAGUUUUGGAAAAGAUUUUUCACGCGGAUAAAGAAGGAAUAAGUACGGAAACACUUUCGGGAAAUUCGUCAAUUUUUGGCUGCAACGCUCCUGGAAAAAAUCAGAAUUCCUUUACCUGUUCUCCAAGUCGAUGCGGAUUUCAAAAAUGCAUGGGACGAAAUAAUAAUAAUAAUAACGAAAAAGAAAACAGCGAAGAAUCUCAAAGUCACGUGACCAGCGAAAAUUACGUAGGUGAAAUGUCAACGAGUUCGUACAGUGCCGAUCUUCAAGUACCAAUAAAAGUUGAAAUCGGGUCAUCAGACCUUAGCACGUAUGGAGAAGAAGAUCCUUUUGCUGAUUUAUCCAUGCCGUUCGUUAACUGGAGCGAAGUUAAUUUAACGGGUUUACAAUUGGAAGAAGCUGCGGAAAUACUUUGCGAACAAUACAUAGAAAACGUCAUGUCGACGAGAGACGUCUACGAAAAUCUUCAUCUGGAUAAUCCUGGACUUUUUUCAUUAUGCGUAUUUACAAACGACAUUGAAAAUUCAAUAAAAUCGAUAACGAAAUUAUUGAAAGAAAUUUGGAGAACGACUGGAGAACGACAACCCGUCAUGGUUCCUCAAAAAUUAGAUCAAUUAAAAGAAAUAUUACAAAAUGAUUUUCUCUCGUCCGGUGAUGGAUCCUCAAAAUUAUUUAAUUUUAUGGUUCCAUCAAGUUCUCCAGCAACGAUUUGUAGAGAAAUGAAAACAAAAGGAUUCGGAGAUUCGUUCAACGAUUUUUAA
Molecule: messenger RNA, 2823 nt
Organism: Pediculus humanus corporis (human body louse)
Lineage: Eukaryota; Metazoa; Arthropoda; Insecta; Psocodea; Pediculidae
Product: protein phosphatases pp1 regulatory subunit, putative
Exons: 16
Coding region: 1-2823 (940 amino acids)
Molecular function (GO): protein binding
Source: RefSeq, a predicted model, not a curated record